Molecule: messenger RNA, 1715 nt
Organism: Silurus meridionalis
Lineage: Eukaryota; Metazoa; Chordata; Actinopteri; Siluriformes; Siluridae
Gene: cep44
Product: centrosomal protein 44
Exons: 10
Coding region: 172-1230 (352 amino acids)
Cellular component (GO): centrosome; spindle pole
Source: RefSeq, a predicted model, not a curated record
AUUGGAGGAAACUGAACCUGAAUAAUAAUAAUUAUAUUUUGAAUUGUUAUCAGUUCGUGGAGGAAAUAAAACGCGCUGUUUGUAUUUAUGAAGUUUAUUUAACAGCCUUCCGGCUAACAGACGAGUGUGUUUGACUCCGGAAGUGUAGUUUGAGUGAAGAAGAAGAAGAAGAUGGCUACAGGUGAUGUGAAAGGAAGUCUGAGGAAACUGCAAGCAUCACUCCGAUCUAUAAAAUACCCCAGAGAUGUGGAUUAUCAAGGGUUAUCUAAAGGAGAUCCAUCAUGCUGUCUGCCCAUCAUGAGCUACACCUUCACCUCCUUCUCCACUGCUGUAGCUGAACAUCUGGUGGAGCUCGGCAUCGAGCUCACAGGGAAAAACGACCUUAGCUUCAUGGAGUCUGUUUACAAGGUCCUGCGAGAUCUCUUCAGUUAUAAACCCCUGCUGACCAAGCAGCAGUUCCUGCAGUCGGGUUUUGCCGAGAGGAAGAUCUCACUUAUCUGCGACAUCAUCGGCUUUGUUUUGGAGAAACACAAACAGCUCACAAAAGGCACCAAGCCUGUUGGUCAGAUGAGGAGGAGGCAGCUGUCUCGUUCUGACUCGAAAUCUGUGGAAAGUUCACCACCCAGAGAGACCCAGAGGACACCAGGCCCGAAACUAGUUAAAAGCAGGUCGCUGGUGGAAAGGCACUCGGGUCACCAAACCCCAGCUCACGUCAGCUUCUCCUCCGAUGAUCAGCUCGAGGAUCAGGACGAGGACGGAAGGCGGAGACCUCAGGAUCUAGAUCUUCCUCGACCUGUUGCUCAGACGGAGUGUGUAUUGGAGAGCAGGUUGAGAACAGUGGAAGCAGGUCUGCAGGAGUGUGUGAGCAGACUGGAGCAGCAGCUGAGCAUGCUGGACGUGAGAGUGCAGGCGCUGGAGAAGGACACCGCUGGAAAGAUCUGUGUAGAGCGCAGUGUGUGGGAGGAGCUGGAGAACCGGGUCCUUCUGCUGGAGACGGGACUGACGUUAACACGGGCACAGGAUCCGAUGAGAACGAGUGUGGAGAUGAGACAGCAUCCUGAUGAGACCGUUAAGGAGCCAGUCAGUUGUCCCAGUGUGACACACCAAACCUCCCCAGCCCACCAGUUAUCAUCAUCCUCAGAGGAGAAUAUUAAAGAGCGAUUGGAGAGAAUAGCCAGUAUGAUGAAGGACACAUCCAGCCUUUUGAAGAACAUCGAGCCAACAAUAUGAGUUAAUCCUCAGUGAUGAAUGCAGAGGUUUGAAGAAAUUGAAAAAUCCUCAGAUAUGAACUUCCUCAUCGCUGUAUUUAUUUAAAAGGUUUUUUUUUUUUUUGGACAAGAUGUGAUGAAGCUGCUUCGUAGUGACGUGUCAUUAUGACCUCUAUUUUUUUAAGCUCAGGUGUGUGUGUGUGUGUGUGUGUGUUUGUUUUUAACACGGUAUGAAUUCAUGCUGGAACCGCAUUUCUCCUCUUCGUGCCUUUCGACUAGAAUGUUAUCGAGGUACCUUGUCCAGUAGAUGUCCCUGUAACACUGUAGCUCAGAUUCCUGCCUCUCUGCUGCCCUCUAUGGUCAGUGACCUGCUGUAACACCAUGUUCUCAGCAACAAGGCGAACCUACGUUGUAUUCCGUUUGUAUUUUUCUAUCAGCCCAGGCUUACAGAAGCUGUUAUAUAUAUGUCUUUAUAAUGAACACAAUUAAAGCAAAGACGUCGCUUUA